Messenger RNA from Trichoderma aggressivum f. europaeum, 927 nucleotides. RefSeq lists its product as uncharacterized. The transcript has a single exon. Gene Ontology annotation, molecular function: oxidoreductase activity. The record is from RefSeq and is a predicted model, not a curated record. NCBI's taxonomy places the organism in Eukaryota, Fungi, Ascomycota, Sordariomycetes, Hypocreales, Hypocreaceae. Bases 1 to 927 code for a protein of 308 amino acids.
AUGGCUGAAAACAUCCUCGUUCUAGGUGCUGGCGAGCUUGGCCUCGCCGUUCUGGAGGCGCUCGCCAGACACCCCAAGCGCAACCACGGCAAAAUCACCGUCAUGAUGCGGCAGGCCACGCUGGACUCUGCCGCGCCCGAUAAGAAGAAGCUGAUUCAGCAAAUCAGGGCGCUGGGCGUCGGCUUUGAGGCGGCUGAUGUGGUGCAGGCGUCGGUGUCGGAGCUCGCCGCCAUCUUCACCAGAUACGACACGGCGGUGUCCUGCAACGGCAUGGGCCUGCCGUCAGGAACGCAGACCAAGCUGUCGCGGGCGGCGCUCGAGGCAAAGGUGCGGUGGUUUCCCUGGCAGUUUGGCAUGGACUACGACGCCAUCGGCCUGGGCAGCUCGCAGGACCUGUUUGACGAGCAGCUGGGCGUGCGAGCGAUGCUCCGGGCCCAAGACACUACGGAAUGGAUCAUCGUGUCGACGGGCCUCUUCAUGAGCUUCCUCUUCGUUGCCGAGUUCGGCAUCGUCGACUUGAGCACCAGGACGGUGCGCGGGCUCGGCUCGUGGGACAACAGCAUCACGCUGACGACGCCCGAGGACAUUGGCCGGGCCACCGCGGAAGUCGUUCUGGAUCCUCAGGGCCUCAAGAACCAGUGCGUCUACGUGGCGGGCGACACUCUCACGUACGCGCGGGUGGGCGACCUAUUGGACGAGCGCUUUGGCGUCCAGUUCCGGCGCGAGCUCUGGGACGUGGACGAGCUGGCCAAGCAGAUGCGCGAGGAUCCGGACAACACAAUGGUCAAGUACAGGGAUACGUUUGCUCAGGCCAGGGGGGUGGCUUGGGGCCAGGACAAGACGGUGAAUUCGGCGCGGGGGAUGAAGAUGACGGACGUGAAGGCGUAUCUGGCGGCGAUGGACGUGAGCCUGGACGAGGCACUGUGA